Messenger RNA from Magallana angulata, 522 nucleotides. RefSeq lists its product as uncharacterized. Bases 1 to 522 code for a protein of 173 amino acids. NCBI's taxonomy places the organism in Eukaryota, Metazoa, Mollusca, Bivalvia, Ostreida, Ostreidae. The record is from RefSeq and is a predicted model, not a curated record. The transcript is spliced from 2 exons.
AUGGACAUUGAUGCAACCUAUCCUAGCUAUGGAUAUUCUCCCCAACUUGGAUAUGGUUCUGGCUAUCCUCUCUACAGUGGACUCGGUUCUUUGGGUGGUGGUUUAGGACUUGGCAGCGGCCUUGGAAUUGGCAGUGGUCUAGGCAGCGGUCUUGGCUUCUUUGAAGGAUUAGGCACUGAACUCGGUACCCUCAAUGGUUUUAGACUUGGCAGGGGAAUUGAUUCCUUCGGUGGUUUAGGAAGUGGACUUAGCGGCUUUGGACUAAAUGGGCUUGGCUUAUUUGAAGGACUAGGUGGAGUGACCGGAUAUACUCCAAGCCAUGGUCUUGGAAACAGUAUCGGAUACUCUCCCUGCCCUACCUACAAUACUGGAUUUGGAGGUUUGGGUGGAUUAGGAAGUUUGGGAGGAUUAGGGUCUAACCUAGGUGAAUUAGAUGGAUUAAAUGGAGGACUUGAUGGUUUGGGUGGACUGAAUGGAGGUCUUAUCAGUGGAAGCAUCGGUGGAGGUUAUCACAGUGAGUAG